Messenger RNA from Anisakis simplex (herring worm), 249 nucleotides. The record is from the annotation of a GenBank genome assembly. NCBI's taxonomy places the organism in Eukaryota, Metazoa, Nematoda, Chromadorea, Rhabditida, Anisakidae.
AUGAAUUGUUGCGAGUUGGUUUUCGAUAGCAGAGAGUCGAAAAAAAAUUCGUGGCAAAAAAAAGGUUUGCAGAUGAUGCAAUUGCAUCAGCAGUCAACGUUAGCUGGCAGUGGAUUGGGUGGGGGUAUGUCGGGCAGUGGCGAUAGUGGCAUAUCAUCACGGACGAUGGUCGGUCAGGCACCCACCAGCCCUGAGAAGAGUUUCUUGACAAGGCAACGACAGUGUGGCACAUUCAAUAUAUCGAGGUGA